AAACAAUCCUGGCCGCUUAUUGUGUUCAGGCAUUUUUUGAGGCUACCUGCGUUACGUCACGCUCUUUAAGGACCCCAGGAUGUCCAUGCUUGCAGAGCCCCGGAGGAAACAGAAGUGGUCUAUUGACCCCAGGAACAGUGCCUGGAGCAAUGAUGACUCCAAAUUUGGCCAGAAGAUGCUGGAAAGAAUGGGCUGGUCAAAGGGAAAGGGCCUGGGCCGGAGUGAGCAGGGCUCCACCGAUCACAUUAAAGUUAAAGUGAAAAACGAUAAUUAUGGCCUUGGAGCAAAUGCCAGCUAUGAGGACAAUUGGAUCGCACACCAAGAUGAUUUCAAUGACCUUCUUGCUCAACUCAAUAACCACCAUGGCCAAAACAGCAACGAGCCUCCAGAAGAUGAACUGAAAGGUUUUAGCCUGGAAGAAAAGUCCAAGUCCUCCAGAAAAAGGGUCCAUUACAUGAAGUUCACAAAAGGGAAGGACCUGUCCUCGCGCAGUGAAUCAGAUCUUAACUGUAUCUUUGGAAAGAGAGCUAAAUCUGUUAAAGACCGGGAGCAGGAGAGCAGCAGCAGUGAUUCUCAAGGUGAGACGGAGGUGAGCGCGUCUGCUGGUGCUGAACUGGACGCGGAGUCCAUCACCAAGACUGUGACCAGUACUCUCUCCGUGAAGGAGUAUUUCGCGCAGCGAAUGGCUCAGUUGAAGAAGGCUCGAGGUCAGGUCGAGGACUCUGGUCCCAUCCACAGCUGCAACGGUGACACAGAGGAGCCCAGAAAGAAGAAGAAAAAGAAGAAGAGAAGCAAAAAGGCUGAGGAUGAAGUGGAUGCAGAGGAGAGCUGUUCUAAUCUCACUGUGGUGGAAGGUGAAGACAUCCAGGAGAUGGAGGGUCCAAGGAAAAAGAAGAGGAGGAAAACGAUAGAAAGUGAGACUAGUGAGAACUGUGGCUUUAACCCAGAUGUGGCUGUGGAGCAGAGCUGCGAGGAGCAGCCUCCUCCCAAAAAGAAAAAGAAUAAAAAACACUGUAAGGACACUGAGCUGCUAAAUGGACACGAAGCUGCUGAUGAUCAACCUCUCAAUGUAUUAAAAGACGGGAAGGAAAAGAAGAAGAAACGCAGAGAGGAGGUGGACAGUGUCGUAGAAGAGCAGCAGGUGCAGAACAAGUCCAGAAAGAAGAAAAGCAAACUUUGAGAAUGAAUUGAAGUUUAGGUUUAGGUCUGUACUCUGCUUUGAUGAGAAGGUUGACGACCAGCUCUGAAGAAACCCUGAGAUGCUCGGUCCUCUCAUUAAACUGAGCAGGAACAUACCAUGUAGAUUGGCCCAGAACGUUGUGCUGUUAAACACAUACGAAUCUAUUUUUGACACUCUACAAUGAAAGGAAACUGGCAUCAGAGGUCCACAAACCAUUUAAGCAGAGAUCAAAUUAUAGGAUUCUAAUGAAUUAAUGGUGUACGAUCGUAUCAGACUACCGGUUAGUUGUAAACCAUCUGUUAAAUUAUUUGUGCAAAUACUGUCAUAUAUUAUUCUCUCCAAUGCUGUUUAUACAAGAUUCUUCCUGUCAGCUAUUAAAUUUGUUUUUUAACCACUUUUGUCCAGUUGUAGAUGUCUGCCUGUAAAAUUAAACUCUUCACAUUGUUGCCCAAAGACAGAUAAGUAUAGGCCAUUUAAUGUGGCUGUAUAUGAACUGAUGUUCACCUUCUCACAAACAGGAAAAAUGGAAAACCUUUGUGCCAAACGGGACCUUUCUCCAGUUAAUAAACUUGAAUUGUCA
This is a messenger RNA of Betta splendens (Siamese fighting fish), 1760 nucleotides long. It is a transcript of the gene pinx1, whose product is annotated as PIN2 (TERF1) interacting telomerase inhibitor 1. The coding region runs from base 80 to 1180 and encodes 366 amino acids. Gene Ontology annotation, cellular component: nucleolus. The record is from RefSeq and is a predicted model, not a curated record. Gene Ontology annotation, biological process: regulation of ribosome biogenesis. Gene Ontology annotation, molecular function: telomerase inhibitor activity; nucleic acid binding. Lineage: Eukaryota; Metazoa; Chordata; Actinopteri; Anabantiformes; Osphronemidae. The transcript is spliced from 7 exons.